UUCAAGAAUGCUUUUUUUAAAUGUGGUAGGCAGGACAAAUAAUAUGUAUUGAAUAGACUCUCUUUGGCCAAGAAUCUGUAUUCGAUAACUUCUUUGGUGGUAUUUGGUUGGUUCUGUGGUCUAUUCUAUAACUUCUUUGGUUACCACCGAAGCAUGGAAUAUAUGCUCCGUGAUUGGUAGUAAUUUCCCCCAUGAAGUCGAAUUCAUUCUCUAAAUAAUCACUGCAAGUGCAAUUUUCUGUGCAAGUGACUGUUUUAAAACAAUGAUGCGACUGUUUAAUUACGAGCUUCUUCGUUCUGAAGUGUGGUUAAUGUGUACUGAGAGCGACUUUUAUUCUAAGCCUUGUUAACCACGCACACUUUGCCAAACAUAUUCCUCAUUUGUUAAUAUAUAACUCUGCAGAUCCCAGUAUUUCGGUAAGACGGGGGACACUGUUCUGUAUCUGAAAUAAUAUUUAUUUGUGUAAUAUACGUCUUCAAACAGAUGAACUGUUUUUGUUACAAAUUAAUAUGAAGUUUUCUUCCUCUGCAAUGUGUAUCUCAGAUAGUGUACUGUAGAAUGUGGAAGUAGUUCAGCCCUUUUAAAUAUUAACUGUGAGCUAUAGAAAAAAUAUCAUAUAAUCAAUUUAGAUAACUCUAUAAAAAUAUCAUAUAAUCAGUAUAGGCAUAUAUGGCAAAAUUGCAUAAUUUCGUAUUUAAACAUUAUAUAUAUCGGAUAGGGAAUCGUCUUUGUGUGCAAUUUUUCAUGGAAUGUUUCUAGAAAUCAGUGCUUCUGUACAUCACACACCGGAUAAGUCAAUAUGUAACGAUAUUGUUACAAAUAGUGUCGCAUGAACAUGCAUAAGAUACUGAAAGAGUUAGCCAAGAACUACGUAGCGUGAAAUUUCUGUUAAGCGGCACAUUUCUGCAUAGUGUGAAUAAUACGAAGUAUGAUGCAAGUUACAUAUGAAGGCUGUCUAUAUAGUGCAGAAGUUUCAUUUUCUAGAACAUAUCUAACUAAUCAUUUGAAGAAAGUAAUAUUUUGAAAGAGCACAUGGAUACCCAUAUGGAAGGGAAACCUAAUGAGUGUGAGGUUUGUAGCAAAUCAUUUAGACAAAAGUCAGAGUUAAAGAAACAUAUGUUUAUUCACACAAAAGAGAAACCUUAUAAGUGUAAAGUAUGUGGAAAGUCAUUUAAUCAACAAUCUCAUGUAAAGAUGCAUAUGCCCACUCACACAGGAGAAAAACCUUAUGUGUGUGUGGUAUGCAUGAAAUCAUUUAAUCGUAAGUUUAGUUUAAAUCAACAUAUGCGUAUUCACACGGGGGAGAAACCUCAUGUGUGUGAAGUAUGUAAGAAAUCAUUUAGUUUAAAGUUUAGAUUAAACGAGCAUAUGCUGUAUCAUACAGGAGAAAAGCCUUAUAUGUGUGAGGUAUGUAAGCAGUCAUUUAGACUAAAAACUAGUUUAAAGAGACAUAUGCUUAUUCACACAGGGUUGAAACCACAUCAAUGUGAGGUUUGUAACAAGUCAUUUAAAGAAAAGUGUGAGUUAAAGAAGCAUAUGUUAAGCCACAUAGAAGAGAAAUCUCAUUUGUGUAAAGAAUGCAAGAAGUCAUUUAAUUGUAAGGAAAGCUUAAAGAGCCAUAUGGUUAUUCACACAGAAGAUAAACCUCAUGUGUGUGAAAUAUGUAAGAAAUCAUUUAGUCGAAAGGGUUAUGUAAAGAAGCAUAUGGGUAUUCACACAGGAGAAAAACCUCAUGUGUGCGAAGUAUGUAACAAGUCUUUUUAUUUUAUAAGUAAUUUAUACAGUCACAGGCAUAUUCACACAGGAGAGAAACUUCAUGUGUGUGAAGUAUGUAGAAAAUCAUUUGCUCAGAAAAGUGGUUUAAGCCGUCAUUUACGUUUCCACACAGGAGAAAGACCUUAUGAAUGUGAAGUUUGUAAGAAGUCAUUUAGUCAAAAGGACCAUUUAAACAGGCAUUUGCUUAUUCAUAGAGGGGAGAAACCUCAUGUUUGUGAAAUAUGUAUGAAGUCAUUUGGCCAGAAGUAUACUUUGAAAGAUCACAUGCUUAUUCAUGCUGGGAAGAAACCCGAAUUUUGUGAAGUAUGCAAGAAGUCAUUUAGUAAGGGUAGUUUAAGUGAUCAUAUGAGUACUCACGCAGAAGAAAGACCUUAUGUGUGUGAAGUAUGUAAGAAAUCAUUUAAGCAAAGGAAGGGUUUAAACCAUCAUAUGCUUAUUCAUGUAGGGUUGAAACGUCAUGUUUGUGAAGUGUGUAGGAAGUCAUUUACUACUAAGGGUCAUCUAAACAGGCAUCUGCUUAUUCAUACAGGAGAGAAACCUUAUGUUUGUGACAUAUGUGAGAUGUCAUUUAGUGAAAAAUAUAAUUUAAACAAGCAUAUGUAUAUUCACACAGUAGAGAAACCUUGUGUGCAAGGUGUAUAAAAAUCUUUCAUAUUUCAAGAUGAUUUAGGUAUGCAUAUCUACAUUGGAGAGAAUUAUCUCAUGUAUGUAAAAAGAAUCUCGAGAAACAUCCUUGGAUUUUCUUUCGGAAAGGAUCCGUUGGUGCCAGUGCGUAUUUAUUCGCCAACAGCUAAUCGGCCACGAUUUUAGCGGUGUAUAUUUAACAUAUGGAAGCGAUGAUUUUAGCGGUGUAGAGUUAAGUUAUAAGAUACAUAGCAUAUAGAAGUAAAAUAAAUAGGUUAACCAUGACAUUUAGCAGUGUAUAGUUAACCCGAGAGGAUGCACGUUGCAAUUAAAUGACGUACAAAUGUAAUAAUGUAAAAUAAUGCAUUUUAUAUUAAUUAUAACAUUUAUUAUAUAAAAUUGCUUAAAAAUAAUGUUAAUUUUAAAAUUAAUAACAAAUAAAUCAAAAGUACUUACAUUUUCUUCAUAUGACGAGGAACUGUUGAUUUCUAUGAGAAAUUUGUGUUUUUUAUUUUCGAAUGCAAUUAUAAUUCAAAUUAGGCAGAAUUAUUACAUGGACAAUGAGUUAUAUAAUUAAUUUUCAAAUCAAUUAGGCUCAAGAAGAAUUAGAUAUUUUGUAGUGUGGAUGAAGCUUCUAUUUCGCAGUGUUCUUGACAUAUAUAUUUUUUUUUAUACUUCACACAUAUAGUUUUUGAUUUUCUGUCUUUUCCCUUGAGCACAUGUAACAUCUCUGGUAACAUAAUUUUCUUUUCUUUUUUUGAGAAUCUUUGUUGUAUUCCUUCUGUUUCUGUUGUGAUUUUAAAUGAGGAUCUAAAAGUGCAAAGGGCUAAUCAGAAGUGCCUCCUAUUCCUGAACUUCUCUGGUGGAGUUUUAGUAGAUAAAAGCAAGAUCUUUGAAUUUAUGCCGGCAAUAUUUAAUAGCGAAAAAAAUAUGCCCAUAGGCCAUCCGUUUGAUAUUCUGGCCACAGAAUAAGUGCCACCCAUUUCGUCGACUAUAUCAACUGCUCUUUUUGUCAUGUUAUAAAAUGUAAUUAUUUUAGAUUUUUUCAAAUCUCCUGUGCUUUCAUCAAUAUGGACAUCAUUGUGCAUAGUUGACAAAAGGUUGACACAUUUGUUCUUUUUAGCCAUAUAAGAAAGUAGCAUUAUAUACUUUUGAAACCCCAGAGGGUUGAAUACUGUUCUCUAUUCUUAUUCGACACAAAUUCAGGUGGGAUAAUCUUAUCCCUGCGUAUUGUUCCUAUGAUAAAAAUUUUAUUUUUCUGUAAGAAAUUGGCCAAUUUAUAAAUUGGUGUACUAAUUGUCUGUGGUAAUGUUUCUUCCAGAAUUGUAUAAUAGAGCUAGGAUGCACUUUGCUGUUCACAAGAACUGUUGACUUUCUUGUAUGGCCCAUCUGGCAUCUGACCUGAGUAAAUUUCCAUCUUAAAAGUAUAGAAGGUUCUAAAAUCAACCACAGUAAAUAUCUUUAUACCAUAUCUUGCAGGUUUCUUAGGAAUAUACUGCGGAAAGGAGCAUUGUCCUCGAACAGGUUCUAGCUUUUCGUCCAAAAUUGGGAAAAUUUAUAGUUUUCAAGAAUAAAAUAUGGUUGAUUUUGUUAUGAAUCCCGUGAUUCUGAUAUGUUUUAAAUAUACUCCUGCCACACGGAUAAAGGCAGAAUGAUCAUUGUAUUGCUUACAACAGAUACGUCAUGUCAAUGUAGAAUUUGAAAGAAAGUUUAGGUUAUUCGAAUAUGGCAAAGAAUACUGGCAUUCGACCUGAAGAAGAAUGCCUUUUUGAACAACUUUCUAAGGGCAACUGGCUUGUAUUUGGAUUACAUAUGAGGAAAACGAGAAAAAUCAACCAUGCAGCCAGCCCUUUAACCAUGAUAUGAAACUAGAUCAAACUACCAGUAUUCAAUGGUCUUAACCAGUUAUAAGAAAAAUCUGAAGAAAAUGCUUGCAAUAUCAUGUAAUCAGAAAUUAACUAUGUGUUGCAUAGCAGGAUUACUUUUCAAGUGUUGAGGUACAGAAUACUUUCUUUUGUUUCUUUUUCUUUAUAUAGGUAUUUGGCCAUGGUAUUUAUUACAUAUAUUCUCUGUCAUUCAUACAGAAUACUAAUAUUUUUAGUAAAAAGUGUCUUUUUCAUUAAGU
Messenger RNA from Stegodyphus dumicola, 4525 nucleotides. RefSeq lists its product as uncharacterized. The record is from RefSeq and is a predicted model, not a curated record. Gene Ontology annotation, molecular function: DNA-binding transcription factor activity, RNA polymerase II-specific; RNA polymerase II transcription regulatory region sequence-specific DNA binding. Gene Ontology annotation, cellular component: nucleus. NCBI's taxonomy places the organism in Eukaryota, Metazoa, Arthropoda, Arachnida, Araneae, Eresidae. Gene Ontology annotation, biological process: regulation of transcription by RNA polymerase II; embryo development.